Messenger RNA from Scomber scombrus (Atlantic mackerel), 3791 nucleotides. RefSeq names its product potassium sodium-activated channel subfamily T member 1b (gene kcnt1b). Bases 65 to 3616 code for a protein of 1183 amino acids. Lineage: Eukaryota; Metazoa; Chordata; Actinopteri; Scombriformes; Scombridae. The record is from RefSeq and is a predicted model, not a curated record. Gene Ontology annotation, cellular component: membrane. Gene Ontology annotation, molecular function: intracellular sodium-activated potassium channel activity. Gene Ontology annotation, biological process: potassium ion transport. The transcript is spliced from 30 exons.
UUUCAAUCUGAGGGGGACUGUUGUGAGGCAAGUAGCUGAGGACAGACCUGUUGCAGAGGCAGUCAUGAGCCCUCCACGUCGAUCAUCGAGUUCCCAUAGUGACAGGCAAUCCACCGAGACUCUGCAGAAGACAGAGACUCUGCAGAAGAACAACAGCAGCAACUCUGGUGUUAUUCUGGACAUCUCGACUCUCAAGAUGGCCGAAGUAGACACAGAGGUGCCCCCUCUUCCUCCUCGCUACCGCUUCAGGGAUUUACUACUGGGGGAUCAGACAUUUCAGAAUGAUGACAGGGUGCAGGUGGAGUUCUACGUGAACGAAAACACCUUCAAGGAGAGGCUGAAGCUUUUCUUCAUCAAAAACCAAAGGUCAAGCCUGAGAAUCCGCCUGUUCAACUUCUCCCUGAAGAUUCUCACCUGUGUCCUCUACAUAGUGAGAGUCAGCCUGGAUAAUCCCCAUGAUACCCCAAGGUGGGAGUUGAUUUUCUGGGUUAACAGACGGGUUCCUGUAUGGGCGAUACAGGUGACAGUGGCCUUAAUCAGUUUCUUGGAGACCAUGCUUAUCACAUAUCUCAGCUACAAGGGGAACAUCUGGGAGCAGUUUUUCCAGAUAUCCUUCAUAUUGGAGAUGAUGAAUACAGUGCCAUUUAUAAUCACGAUCUUCUGGCCUCCUUUGACAAACAUAUUUGUCCCUGUAUUUCUUAAUUGCUGGCUUGCCAAAGGUGCCCUGGAGAACAUGAUUAAUGAUUUCCAUCGUGCCAUCCAGAGGACCCACUCAGCCAUGUUCAACCAGGUGUUCAUCCUCAUCUGCACCUUACUGUGUCUGGUUUUCACCGGAGCUUGUGGGAUCCAGCACUUAGAGAGAGCUGGGAAGCACCUGUCCCUGUUUGACUCGUUCUAUUUCUGCAUCGUCACCUUCUCCACUGUGGGCUAUGGGGAUGUAACACCACAGAUCUGGCCCUCCAAGCUGCUCGUGGUCAUCCUGAUCUGUGUUGCUCUGGUGGUGCUCCCACUGCAGUUUGAAGAACUAGCGUACCUGUGGAUGGAGAGCCAGAAGUUAGGAGGGAACUACAGCCGACACCGAGCACAGACAGAGAAGCAUGUGGUAUUGUGUGUCAGCUCAUUGAAGAUAGAUCUGCUGAUGGAUUUCCUGAACGAGUUCUACGCUCAUCCAAGAUUACAGGAUUACUAUGUGGUGAUUCUGUGUCCGACUGAGAUAGAUAUUCAAGUCCGCCGUAUCCUCCAGAUCCCUCUGUGGUCCCAGAGGGUCAUCUAUCUUCAAGGAUCUGCCCUCAAAGACCAGGACCUGAUGAGGGCCAAAAUGGACGACGCCGAGGCCUGCUUCAUCCUCAGCAGCAGGAAUGAGGUCGACCGAACUGCUGCCGAUCACCAGACUAUUUUGAGGGCUUGGGCUGCAAAGGACUUUGCUCCAAACUGCCCUCUCUAUGUCCAAAUUCUCAAACCAGAAAAUAAGUUUCAUGUUAAAUUUGCUGAUCAUGUAGUGUGUGAAGAGGAGUUCAAAUAUGCCAUGUUGGCGCUAAACUGUGUGUGUCCGGCCACGUCUACUUUAGUCACGCUCCUGGUUCACACCUCCAGAGGACAGGAAGGACAAAUGUCACCAGAGCAGUGGCAGAGGACGUAUGGACGCUGCUCUGGAAACGAGGUCUACCACAUCCGUUUGUGUGACAGCAAGUUUUUCGGGGAGUAUGAUGGGAAAAGCUUCACCUACGCCUCCUUCCACGCCCAUAAGAAGUAUGGUGUGUGUCUGAUCGGGGUGAAGAGGGAGGACAACAAGAGCAUCAUGCUGAACCCUGGCCCCCGCCACAUCAUGACGGCCGCGGACACCUGCUACUACAUCAACAUCACCAAGGAGGAGAACUCCGCCUUCAUCUUCAAAGAGGAGGAGAAGCACAACAAGGGCCUGCCCGUCACCGGCCUGUACGACGCCCCCUCCAGACUGCCUGUGCACAGCAUCAUCGCCAGCAUGGGUACCGUAGCCAUAGAUCUCCAGAACCCCGAUCCCCCCGAGGAAAGCGGCAAACUAACCUUGCCGACAGAGAACGGCGCUGGAAGCCGCAGGCCGAGCAUCGCACCUGUCCUGGAGAUCGCUGACUCCUCUGCCAUACUGCCCUGCGACCUCCUCAGUGACCAAUCAGAGGAUGAGACCAACCAGUCAGACGAAGAGGGCUCUGUGGGGUCAGAUUUUGUGAAGGGCUACCCUCCCAACUCGCCCUACAUCGGCAGCUCUCCAACUCUGUGCCACCUCCUACCACAGAAAGCGCCGUUCUGCUGCCUUCGUCUCGACAAGGGCUGUACACACAGCAGCUUUGAAGAUGCCAAGGCGUACGGUUUCAAAAAUAAGCUGAUUAUAGUGUCUGCGGAGAUGGCAGGAAAUGGUCUCUACAACUUCAUUGUCCCUCUGCGAGCGUACUAUCGGCCCAGGAAGGAGCUCAACCCCAUAGUGCUGCUACUGGACUACCCGCCAGACAACCACUUCUUAGAGGCCAUUUGCUGCUUCCCAAUGGUUUACUUCAUGGCUGGCACAAUCGAUAACUUGGACAACCUGCUGCAGUGUGGUAUAAUCUAUGCCGACAACUUGGUGGUUGUGGACAAGGAGAGCACCAUGAGCGCUGAGGAGGACUACAUGGCAGACGCCAAGACCAUCGUCAACGUCCAGACUAUGUUCAGGCUGUUCCCCAGUCUCAGCAUCAUCACAGAGCUCACACACCCGUCCAACAUGAGGUUCAUGCAGUUUAGAGCCAAGGACUGCUACUCACUCGCUCUCUCCAAACUGGAGAAGAUAGAGCGUGAUAAGGGCUCCAACCUGGCCUUCAUGUUCCGGCUGCCGUUUGCUGCAGGCAGGGUGUUCAGUAUCAGCAUGCUGGAUACUCUGCUGUACCAGUCGUUUGUUAAGGACUACAUGAUCGCAAUUGCGAGGCUGCUUCUCGGUCUGGACACCACGCCUGGCUCUGGGUAUCUGUGUGCUAUGAAGAUCACAGAGGAGGACCUGUGGAUCAGGACUUACGGCAGACUCUUCCAGAAACUUUGUUCCUCCAGCGCUGAGAUCCCCAUCGGGAUCUACCGCACCGAGUCGCACAUGUUCUCAACCUCAGAGUCUCAGGUGUCCAUCAACGUGGAGCAGGGCGAAGAGCAUCGUGAACGUGGAGAGUCCUGGAAGGAAAAGACAGCCCACAGAAACUCCACCACGAGCGACCAAUCAGAGCACCCGCUGCUGAGGAAGAAGAGCAUGCAGUGGGCGCGGCGUCUGAGCAGGAAGAGCACAAAGCCAUCAAGCAGAGCCGAGCGCAUCUCGCAGCAGAGACUCAACCUGUACCGACGCUCUGAGCGACAGGAGCUGUCUGAGCUGGUCAAGAAUCGCAUGAAGCACCUGGGCCUGCCCACCGUGGGAUACGAUGAGAUGAACGACCACCAGAACACGCUGUCGUACGUCCUCAUUAAUCCUCCUCCCGACACCAUGCUGGAGCUCAACGACAUUGUGUACAUUAUCCGGUCCGAUCCGCUGGCACACAUGCCCGAGGAGUCACAGGCGGGGCAGUCCCGCGGCACCAGGAACCAGCAGGAAUUUGGCACAGAGACCAGAGAUGAGACUCACCUCUAGAAAAGAAAAAAUCCCCCCACCUCCCCCUUAGUCCUCAUCACCCUGACCCUUAAAUGUCCGAGCACCGCCCAAGCCGACGGAGCUUGUCUAUCUCACAGAUUAAAGGAAGUACAGCCGUCCACAGUGAAUGAAUGUGCAUCAUGUGUCUGCAUUUAAGUGGACGGCCUCGAGAGAC